Molecule: messenger RNA, 1606 nt
Organism: Abrus precatorius (Indian licorice)
Lineage: Eukaryota; Viridiplantae; Streptophyta; Magnoliopsida; Fabales; Fabaceae
Product: transcription factor TGA9-like
Exons: 13
Coding region: 146-1606 (486 amino acids)
Biological process (GO): regulation of DNA-templated transcription; DNA-templated transcription
Molecular function (GO): DNA-binding transcription factor activity; sequence-specific DNA binding
Source: RefSeq, a predicted model, not a curated record
GAUAUUUACUUUGACAAGAAAGCUUUGAUCUUUCGCUUCUAUAGACCUUCUCCAUAUAGAACAACUCUCUAUUUAUCCUUAGGAUUCCAAACACAUAGAGUUCUGGCUUCAGGGAAUAUGAUAAUGGUCUAAAAAAUAGCCUUGCAUGGCGAGCCACAGAAUAGGAGAACUUGGUUUAUCUGAGUCAGGACCUUCAAGUCACCACAUGCCUUACGGAGUUCUUCAUGGGAUUAAUACUCCUCCAUCAAGCUUAAUCAAUCAAGGAUCAGCUUUUGAUUUUGGGGAGCUGGAAGAAGCAAUAGUUCUGCAAGGAGUUAAGAGUAGAAAUGAUGAAGGCAAAGCAUCUUUAUUCACAGCCAGACCUGCAGCUACACUGGAAAUGUUCCCUUCAUGGCCAAUGAGAUUCCAGCAAACUCCAAGAGGUGGUUCAAAGUCAGGAGGGGAAAGCACUGAUUCAGCUCUUUCAAGCAAAACGGAGGCCCCCUUUGAGGCAGAAUCUCCCAUGAGUAAAAAGGCAUCUUCUUCAGAUCAUCAGGCUUUUGAUCAGCAUCAUCUGCAUCAAAGACAGCAACUUCAACAGCAGAUGGCAAGUGGUGCCCCAAGAACACCCUCUUCACAGAAUCAAUUAGCACCCAAAUCACCUCAGGAAAAGAGAAAGGUCGCUGGCUCUACAUCAGAGAAACCACUUGAUGCAAAGACAUUAAGACGUUUAGCCCAAAACAGAGAAGCUGCAAGGAAAAGCCGUCUCAGGAAAAAGGCUUAUGUGCAGCAGCUAGAGUCAAGUAGAUUAAAGCUUACUCAACUCGAACAAGAACUUCAAAGAGCACGUUCUCAGGGCUUGUUCGUGGAUUGUGGUGGUGUUGGAAGUAAUGUAAGCUCUGGAGCCGCAAUGUUUGACAUGGAAUAUGCAAGAUGGUUAGAAGAAGAUCACAGGCUAAUGGGGGAGCUGAGGAACGGGUUGCAGGCACCAUUAUCAGACAGUGAUAUGAGAGUGAUGGUGGAUGGAUAUCUUAACCAUUAUGAUGAGAUUUUCAGGCUCAAGGGAGUGGCUGCUAAAUCAGAUGUAUUCCAUCUUAUCAAUGGCAUGUGGACUUCACAAGCUGAACGCUGCUUCCUCUGGAUUGGUGGUUUUAGGCCCUCUGAGCUCAUCACGAUGUUGAUCCAACAGUUGGAGCCACUAGCUGAGCAGCAGAUAAUGGGAAUGUAUGGGCUGAGGCAUUCCUCACAGCAAGCAGAAGAGGCUCUCUCUCAAGGCCUUGAGCAGUUGCAGCAGUCUCUCGUUGACACAAUUGCUGGAAGCCCCAUUGUUGAUGGUGUGCAACAAAUGGCCGUUGCCAUGAGCAAACUCGCCAAUCUUGAAGGAUUUGUUCGUCAGGCUGAUAAUUUAAGGCAACAGACUCUUCAUCAGUUAUGUCGAUUACUGACAGUUCGCCAAGCAGCACGUUGUUUUAUUGUUAUUGGAGAAUACUAUGGACGUCUUCGAGCCCUUAGUACUCUUUGGGCGUCAAGAACACGAGAGACCUUGAUCGGCGACGAUAACUCAUGCCAAACAGCCACGGAGAUGCAAAUGGUGCAACCUUCUCAGAACCAUUUCUCCAGCUUCUGA